CGUGAGUGACACUUGUCCGAGGAGUGAUUCGGAUCCGCUCGGAACAAUGUUAUUCUUCAAGCUCGAUCUUGCUCCCGUUGAGACUUCCGAUCGUGUACCGUCGCGAAUUGUUUUUCUGACGGGCGGUAGCUGUCAGAAUUAAGUUGCUGAUCUCUAACAACCGGCGCUCUGUCAUCUAUGUCCAGGCUGAAUCGAUUAGCGUGGGUUUUCUCAGAAGUUCUCGUCACGUUUUUGACGCUGAAACUUCCUUUCAAGGACAACUCAGGGUACAUGGAGCCUGAGUUUCCCUCCACUCUGGAGGGGUUCGGAUACCGAUUCAAUGACAGAGGGCGACUCCGGAGCAUACAGACUGGAAAACCGUUUGAAUUUGCUGUCAGCACGGAUGCCGUUUACAAUCAGCGACGCUACGAAGCGCUCGGACAAGUGCUAGACCAAUAUGUGUACGAUCUCCUGCUGAAAGAGGGUCUCGAGCAGGUGAACAUUCCCGUGGAUCAUAAAGGCGACGCUCCAUCGACAUUCAUCUUCCAGUCACAUGACGCGCUCAGCAACACACAGAAACUUCUGAUCAUAAUCCAUGGAUCAGGUGUCGUUCGCGCGGGCCAGUGGGCACGGAGACUCAUCAUCGGCGACUCCCUGCAAAGAGGAACCCAGAUCGGCUAUAUAAGACGGGCUAUCGCAUUAGGAUAUGGAGUUCUGGUGCUCAAUCCGAAUGAUAACUCGAGGGAUGGGGUGCCGAUCCGGAGUAGCAGUUCACCCGAAGAGCACGCGCUCCACGUUUGGGAUGAGAUCGUGUCAAAAGCAGUGGCGAGACACGUAGCCAUUGUCGCUCACUCUUAUGGGGGUGUCGUCACGAUGAACCUCCUGGCGUCUCGGCCCGAAGCCAUUAACAGGAUAAUGGCCAUAGCCUUCACCGAUUCCGUGCACUUCCCGCCGCCAGCUUCUAUAUUGAAUGAUGUCCGAGAAAUUGCGAAAAAUUGGCGUAUUAGCGACCGUCCGCUGGAUUCGCUCUUGACACAGCAACCGAAUGAUAUCGCCUCGGUUUCCGCAGGGACGACUGAGCAUACGCUCACCUCAUGGAUGGCAUUUGCGUCGGUUUUCGACUUUCUCGAAGAUAUGUACAUGAAGACAAUAGCUUUAGAAGGCAGUAGUUGAUUGCGAGCUUUACCUGGCUCAUGUGCGAUCGAUGGGGACGGUGCACCAUCUCUACCGCUCGAGGGCGCUGAUCCACGUGGAAUGAAUGUGUACGACGGAUAAUUCUCCUAUCAAGUCGAGAGACGGAGUGUACGUCCGGAACUCAUUUACGAGGGUGGACUCUUGUCGAACUCUCGAAGCGUCCCUCAUGUUUUUGUAAAUGAUGGCGAAAUUGUUGAGACGUUGAUGAGUUUUCAGAUGUUAAGGAACGAUUGUAUAAAGACGCACUUUUUUCAAUGUGACUCUGAA
This is a messenger RNA of Galendromus occidentalis (western predatory mite), 1440 nucleotides long. Its product is annotated as cotranscriptional regulator FAM172A. Lineage: Eukaryota; Metazoa; Arthropoda; Arachnida; Mesostigmata; Phytoseiidae. Gene Ontology annotation, cellular component: nucleus. Gene Ontology annotation, molecular function: siRNA binding. The record is from RefSeq and is a predicted model, not a curated record. The transcript has 4 exons. Bases 178 to 1152 code for a protein of 324 amino acids. Gene Ontology annotation, biological process: regulatory ncRNA-mediated heterochromatin formation.